GGCCAAACGGUGAGUUUGUGUACUUCCCAGCCUGAUUCAAGAUCAGAGGCAUGAAGGCCUUGGUAAAUCACAUGUAUCACCCGGUCGGAAUGCCCAGGUUCUAAAGACAGCGAUGGGCUUCCCCUCUACUCCGUACCGUGGCUUUUGUCUUGCCUGUGCGAGUCUGCAUCUGCAUAUGUGUCCCCAUCUGAUACAAGAAAUGACGGCUCAUGACUCUACCGUUGCUAACUCAUGUAACCCCAUCUCGUAUGGGUGUGCCUGGCUGUCCUGCAGUCUUCCCCAAAUAGGUCUCGUGUGCCGAGCUGGUGUGCUAGAGCUGGGCACAUCCCAUCAUCAUUGGUCGCGGCCACUGCUCGUAUCAAUCUGCAUGUCGACCACCUGCCUAAUGGUGCAGGACACCUGCAACAGGGAUUGGAGGAGAGCGUCUUCGGCGGCCAAGUCUUGCCAGAUGCUGAAUCGAACCUUCUGGUACAUGUCUAGAAGCACUACGGCUUGGCAGACGGGACAGUCAGAGGACAUUUGCUUACUUGAUCGUUUCAACUGGCCGGUUUCUGCGGCACUCGAGAUAUUAAUAAUCCUGAGGAAUGCUGUGUGUCCACGGGCUUGCAGUAGUCUGGGACCGUUAGCUCCAAAUCCCCCAUUCUUUGGGCGCAGAACGUCAUCCUGCUCAGGGCUUUGAACCUAGGGGCGAUGCCGCGUUCCGUUCAUUAGAUGUAAGUGGAUUGACAGCGUCCCCUCAUUGAAGUGGACAACGACUUCGUAGGAGGUAGGCUGGCGCUAGUUGUAAAUUGGCCAGGCAAAUGGUUCGAAUGGUAUUACGGAGUAUGUGAAUGGCGCCCGUUCCAAAAUCCGUCAAGUCAGGCCGUCUGGACUAGAUUCCGCGGAUCUCCUUGCUAGGAGGCCGUGACUCAUGUCUCUGCGAAUCAAUCGCCUGCCCUCAGGACAACAUGCUUAUGCGGACGCCCCGCACGCUGCCGGGAGGGGUGGGUGACGAAAACCCACUUGGCCAAAGUACGGGGACUCCACGUGCGAAGGUCAUGGCGUCUGACGGGAAGAGAGGGAUG
Aspergillus ibericus CBS 121593 is the source of this 1064-nucleotide messenger RNA. RefSeq lists its product as uncharacterized. Bases 113 to 679 code for a protein of 188 amino acids. The record is from RefSeq and is a predicted model, not a curated record. The transcript has a single exon. Lineage: Eukaryota; Fungi; Ascomycota; Eurotiomycetes; Eurotiales; Aspergillaceae.